AUGUUGUUAAUAGAAGAACGACUCCAAGCUGGUCUUACCGACGAUGAACACGACUUUCACGCAGCCACUGAAAUCGGCGACUUGGAGACGAUCAAACGCCUGGUCGAGAGCGGCAAAGUGUCCAUCACUUGUAUGGACUUGAUGGGUCGGACAUCGCUCGAGUUAGCCACUACAGCCAAUGACACAGACCUUGUGCGUUACUUCAUCAACUGUUAUCCGGAGCACCUGAUUCACAGUGGUUUUUUAUGUGCUGUUGAAAAUGACCGGGACAAAUUAUGUGAAAUUUACCUGGCCCAUGAAAUGUACUCUUUGCCAGUCAAUAUGGAAGGCAAUAAAAAGAAAAAUGGAAAUGUUCAAAAAACGCAAUCCGAGGGUCCCAAAUCAGUCCAAGCAAUGCUUCGGGAGGCCCUCAUCAUCGCAGCUUGUCGUAAUAAUUUUCUGAUUGUGAAGAUGUUGAUGGUGCGUGGCGUCACGUUGGACAUACCGCACGAAUACCUCUGUCUGUGUAAGGCGUGCAGCGAAAGUCGGAACGCAGACUUUAUGACCUUCACCAACAAUCGGCUGGACGCGUUCCGCGCCAUUGCUAGCCCCGCUUACAUUGCGCUCACUGAACCCGACCCAAUCAUGGCAGCGUUCCUACUCAGCGAUAAAUUCCGGAAAACGGCUGAAAUCGAAACAGAAUACAAGCAAGUUUACUUCGAGCUUGACACACAGGUGCAAGAUUUUACAUUAGACCUGUUGGCAACCUGCCGGAGUUCGGAAGAAGUGCGCAUGCUCCUCGGCUCUAACUCGAAAGAAGAAAGCCAUGCGAAUAUGCCAGUUAUCAACAUGGCACUUGCUUAUAAACAGAAAAAGACGUUAAAUACGUCUAUCUUCCCUUCUUUCUUUCUUUCUUUCUUUCUUUCUUUCUUUCUUUCUUUCUUUCUCUCUCUCUUUCUUCCUCUCAUUCUUUCUUUCUCUCUUUCUUUAUUUUUCAUAUUCUCUUUUUCCUUAUUCUUCUCAUUCAUUCAUUCUUUCUUUCUCUGUUUCUUUCUUACUCUCUUUCUUUCUUUCUUUCUUUCUUUUUCUCUCUCUCUCUUUCUUCCUCUCAUUCUUUCUCUCUCUCUUUCUUUCUCUCUUUCUUUAUUUUUCAUAUUCUCUUUUUCCUUAUUCCUCUCAUUCAUUCAUUCUUUCUUUCUCUGUUUCUUUCUUACUCUGUUUCUUUCUUUCUUUCUUUCUUUCUUUCUUUCUUUCUUUCUCUCUCUUUCUUCCUCUCAUUCUUUCUUUCUCUCUCUCUUUCUUUCUCUCUUUCUUUAUUUUUCAUAUUCUCUUUUUCCUUAUUCCUCUCAUUCAUUCAUUCUUUCUUUCUCUGUUUCUUUCUUACUCUGUUUCUUUCUUUCUUUCUUUCUUUCUUUCUUUCUUUUCUUUUUCUUUUUUUUUCUUUCUCUCUUUUCUUCCUCUCAUUCUUUCUUUCUCUCUCUUUUCUUUCUCUCUUUCUUUAUUUUUCAUAUUCUCUUUUCCUUAUUCUUCUCAUUCAUUCAUUCUUUCUUUCUCUGUUUCUUUCUUACUCUGUUUCUUUCUUUCUUUCUUUCUUUCUCUCUCUUUCUUCCUCUCUUUCUUUCUCUCUCUCUUUCUUUCUCUCUUUCUUUAUUUUUCAUAUUCUCUUUUUCCUUAUUCUUCUCAUUCAUUCAUUCUUUCUUUCUCUGUUUCUUUCUUACUCUGUUUCUUUCUUUCUUUCUUUCUUUCUUUCUUUCUCUCUCUUUCUUCCUCUCAUUCUUUCUUUCUCUCUCUCUUUCUUUCUCUCUUUCUUUAUUUUUCAUAUUCUCUUUUUCCUUAUUCUUCUCAUUCAUUCAUUCUUUCUUUCUCUGUUUCUUUCUUUCUUUCUUUCUUUCUUUCUUUCUUUCUUUUCUUUUCUUUUUUAUUUGUUCUCAAUAUCAUUGUUUCUGCGAAUAUUUAUCUUUCCUUUUUUAUGACUUUUUCUUCCUUCCUUACAUUCUUUCUUUCUUUCUUUCUUUCUUUCUUGCUCUCUUUUAUUUUCUCAAUGAAACCAACUAUUGUCGCUGA
Acanthosepion pharaonis is the source of this 2043-nucleotide messenger RNA. The record is from the annotation of a GenBank genome assembly. Lineage: Eukaryota; Metazoa; Mollusca; Cephalopoda; Sepiida; Sepiidae.